UAUUCAAUAUUUUAUAGGUUCCUCUUUCUUUGUCAUCUUCCCUCCAACGAAAGAAUAUUUUAUUACCAUCUUUCCUUUUCUUUCUUGUUCGACUGGGUGUUAUUCCGCCAGCCCACCUUUCAAGGCAAUAGGAUAGAUAAGACAUUACGGGCUUAGAAGGCGUAGUCAAUGAAAGAAUUUCUCGCAUCAGCUCCAGGGAAGUGAAGCGAAGACUGAAAGAUAGUGGAUACGAAAAGGAGCCAUGCGAUGUGCUUACUUUGUUUCACUGGUGUUGUCCGUGUCGUAUGUGACCUGUGGAGGUAUUAGGUGGUAUGAAUACGUAGGAUGCUAUAAAGAUUCGGAUCCCAGAGAUCUCCCACAAAGAGUUCACGACCGUGAAGUGACCGUGAAAUCGUGUGCCAAGAGCUGUAAGGACCUGUUUUAUAGAUAUGCUGGCCUUCAGUUCUCGUAUCUAUGCUUCUGUGGUAACAAGCGAGGACGGUAUGGCCUGCUUCCGGAAUGGAAAUGCUCGAGUGAAUGUACUAACAAAGACGACAAGCACUGUGGAGGAUACUGGAGUAAUUCCAUUUAUAAAACAGGUUAUGAUCCACCAGCUGGUGUCAAGAUAACUCCAUUAUUAACAAAAGCGUUAGCCGAUCUUAAACCGCAUGUUAACGCUACCAAACACACGAAAGGAAAGAAAAAAGGUUAAAAGUACCAAUCACUGACUGUGAGACGGAAAUCUGGAAUCCCAGGACAUAACUCGCUGGUCUGUUUAUGUUUUUUAGAUUGACUUCCUUGAAUGCAAUUGAUGUUAAUUGAAGCUAGUUUUGCUUUCUCCUGUGCAAAUCACCAAAACUGGGUAAUAAAGAAAAUAGUUCAAUCCUCA
Molecule: messenger RNA, 868 nt
Organism: Stylophora pistillata
Lineage: Eukaryota; Metazoa; Cnidaria; Anthozoa; Scleractinia; Pocilloporidae
Product: xylosyltransferase Oxt
Cellular component (GO): plasma membrane
Source: RefSeq, a predicted model, not a curated record